AUGAGCCAUCGUCGUCGCAGCAGGUUCACGGCCAGCAGUGUCACCAGCGACGGCAAUGGCGACGAUCAAGGACACAGCCUGCGCCUCAGCGUGGAAGAACACGAGAGGCGGCGAUCUGCGCUGGAGGGUGCUGUCAUCAACGUGUUUGAGCCCAUGGUUGACGAUCCGAACGACAACGAUGGCGUGGAUGGCCUGAUCGGGGCCGAGGGCGAGGUGGAGGAACUGGAGGAUCCUUUCAGCGACAGUGACGACGCCGACGCCGAUGCUGAUCGGCAAGGUGCCCAGAGCGAGCUGGAGGCUGACAGCAGCGAUGCCGCAACCAACUUGGCCAACAUGACAACAGCAACAGCAACAACAACAACAACAACAGCAGCAACAACAACAACAACAACAGCAACAACAACAACAACAACAACAACAACAACAACAACAACAACAACAACAACAACACAGACAGUGACGCAUUCCACACCGCUGACGAGCAUGACAGCGAUGGCCACGACGCGGCGGAGCACCCACAUCGAUCAAGGCGCGGCUGUCCAUGAAGCACACGACAGCCACGACCUGCGUCAGGUGCGCCAGGUCCUCGCUCAACACUUGCAUGGUGACGAUCGCCACACAGCAAGCUCGGGAGAUGAUGCCGAUUCUGACAGAGACAGCGCCGACGCGUCUUCAACGCACAACGCGUCGCCGUUGUCAUCGCCACCAUCGUCAUCCACAUCAUCAUCAUCAUCGUCGUCGUCAGCGUCAUCUGCAUCGUCGUCUAUUUCCAGUGGUGACGAAGACGCGUCUGGCCCUUCGACCAGCGCAAACGGACAGCUGACCACGGCGUUUGACAUUGACAUGAGCUUUGAGGUGUACGAUGGCAGCCGUCGCCCGCACGAGGACUGGGGCAUUGAGCUGAUUGAGCCGCCUCACAGCCAUGGCACACGCUCCUCGCUAACAACUCCAGCGGUGACAGCAGCAGCGACCGGCAUGGGCGGACCUGGUGUGUCCCGCCACCACCACCACCACCAUCAUCAUCACCGUCAUCAUCAUCAUAAUAAUCAUCAUCAUCACCACCAUCCACCGCACGAGCACGUCCACCCGCCCUCGUCUUCAUCUGCCCACGCGCCCGCGCUUGCUGCUGCGAUGAUGCGGGUGAUUAGCGAGGAGGAGGAGCAGGCCGUGCAGGCCAACGCGUACACGUGGCUGCGGGCGCCUGCAGACACACGCUCCGCGGUGAUUGAGGCGCGUCGUGAGGAACUCCUGUCCUCGGAUCUUCUUGCAGCGUCACCGCGGCUGCAACAGGAGUGGACAGACCUGCUUCGGUUCCGUGACCGCCUGCUUCGGGAGGCCGCAGAGGCAGCGAGCGAGCCACGCCAGCCCCAUGACGACCAGCGCUCGUGUGUCGAGUGUCGCCGGCACGGCCGCCACACGUCCUUCCACCCGUUUCGCCCGCGCGUGGAGUGCGCCAACUGUGGCAGCUCCGUGUGCGGCGCGUGCAGCAGCAACCGCCUCCUCCUCCCUGCGGGCACUGGUGGUCGGAGCAAGGCGCGCGUGUGCCAGUCGUGCUACCGCCGCAUAACGACAGCCAAGCGCGCUGGCAUCUGCGUGCGCAUUGUGCAGCGGCAGGGGGAGGAGCGCGUGUUCUGGCUGGUGGAGCUCCCCGUCUCCUUGUGGCAGAUGCGAACGGUCACAGAGCUUCACCUGUCCAACACCCAGCUGCGACAGCUGCCGCCACAGGUGGGCAUGAUGGAGCACCUGGAGGUCCUCAACCUCGCCGACAACUUCCUCUCUGAGUUGCCUGCAAGCAUCGGCGUCGUGCGUGCGCUGCGGGAGCUGGACAUAAGCGGCAACUUCCUGCGCGACCUGCCCAGCAGCUGCGGCGAGCUGACGGCGCUCCAGACCGUUAGCUUUGCAACGAAUCAGCUCAAACAAUUGCCGGCGUGGCUGGCGCGGCUGACGGCGCUGCACACGCUCGACAUCUCCAACAACCCGGACAUUGACGGCUCAUCGCACCGCCAUCUGGGGGAGUGCGGCGGGCUCACGUGCCUUCGAGCACGCAACACCAACCUGAAGAUUGUGCCGGCUGCGCUGUGGCACCUGGCGAAGCUCGAGCACCUCGACCUGUCGUGCAAUGUCAUCACCAAGGUGCCCAUGGCCAUCUGCUGCCUGCACAGCCUGCGCAGCCUGGACCUCUCCCACAACUACAUCCACGUGCUGCCGGAGAGCGUGAUGCAUCUCGAGAACCUCGAGGUGCUUCGGCUCGGCUGGAACAGGGGCCUGCUCAUCCCCGAUGCGCUCGGCGCAAUGUGGCAGCUGCGUGAGCUCACCCUCAACCACUGCGACCUGGACACGGUGCCGCCCACGCUGGGGUCGCUGCGGGCGCUGUCACGGCUGGACCUGCGGUGUAACCGCCUGCAAGUGAUACCGCCGGCGCUGCAACAGCUGGCGCAGCUGACGUCGCUUCGCACAGAGGGGAACCCGGGCUGCCCUGUAAGGACGCGCGGGAAGGAGAAGGAUGGGACGAGGAGCAGAAAGAAGAAAAAGACAAAGGCGAAGAAGAAGCAAAAGAAGAAGAAGGGGAACGAGGGGAGCGAGGGGAACGAGGGGAACGAGGGGAGGAACAAGAAGGUGGAAGGGGAGGGAGAAAAGCAGGUAGAAGAGCAGAAGAAGAGGAAGGGAGAGAAGGAGGGUUUGCGUGUGAAUGUGAGGCGGGAUGGAGGCCGCGGGGGUGCGGGCGAGCCCAGUCGUGCUGUCGACCGUGACAGUGAACAUGGUGCGAGAAGCAAGCAGAAACACAAGAAGCGGGAUAAGAAGAGCAAGAGGAAGAAGAAGAGGACGAAGAAACACGGGCAUCAGAACCCGCAGCACCACAAGCAGCACGGCCACAAGACAUCCAGCAACGACAGCCACCAACACGUGCACCACCAGCACCGCUAUCAUAUGCAUGAGCAUGGCAGCAAGUAUCACGUGCACGUGCAAGACGUUGAUGUUCACGAUGAUGAUGGCGACAGCAGCAGCGGUGUUGGUGCCGGUGUUGGUGUUGGCGGCACUGGGGGUGGUUUUAGUGAAAGCGGUGGUCGUGUGGGCGAUGAGCCAGAGACGGUUGGAAACACAAUGGCGCUGCUGAAGGAGUUUUCAGGCACCCCGACGUCACCCCACUCGCACUCGCCACGCAGCCGCUCGCGUGCACACACCCCGCGCGGCAGCGGCCUGUUUGGAAAGGAGGAUGGUGCUGCUACAACACGCGACGGAGGAAACGGCGGUGAUGGCGAUGGCAAUGGACACGCACCAGACUCACAACAACAACAGCAGCAGCAGCAGCAGCAAGCACUGCAGCCCUUGCAGGUGGUGCUGUGGCAGGCGUCACCCGACCUUGAUCUGCGCUGGCUGUGUGACAAGCUGACUGGUCCCGUGUACCUUCCCGCCGUGCGAGAGAACCUGCCCCACCUGUCCACCAUGAUCCCAACAGUGUACACCGCAGACACGCACAUGCAGCAGCAGCGCACGGCAGCACAAGCAGCCACGCUUGCUGCCCAGGACGCGUACAAGAGCAAGUCAUCGCUUCUCUUUGACACGGACAUUGCCACCGUCGACCCAUCAGCGAUCCCGCUCGUGGCCAACACAGACUUGACCGUGCCAGCAGGGCUGUCGUCUUCUUCAAGCGUUGACGACGACUCAUGGCCAGACAACGUUCGCUUGUCCGUGCUGCACCACCGCGGCCCCCUCAGAGACGGCGUGCUGCAGCAGCUGUGUCAUGCACAGCGGGCGGUGCCACGGGUGCACCUGCUGUGCAUCGACCUGUCAUUGGACCACGACGACCUCAUCAUCCGCGACACGCAGGAGAUGCUGGGGGAGCUCGCCAGCUGCUUCCCUGGUGACCGCAUACAGAUGGUCGGCGUCAAGCACAUACACAUGCGCGACCACACGGCCGCUGCAAAGCAGGUGGUUGCGUGGGACGCAGCGCAGUCGUUGCUGUAUGCACGUCGCCGCGCCAUUACCAACGAGUGCGGUAACCUGCCACUCUCCCUCACGCAGCACCCCGGGUUUAUUUCUCGCCGCGCUGCCCGCAAGUUUGGCCUGUACCCGUCACUGCACACGCGACCACAGCCCCAGGCAGCGGUUGUGGGUGCGGAGUCAUCGACCGCGUCUGUGAUGCCGACACACAUGCAGCACACGGCGAGCGCGCGGUUGCAGUUCUGGGAGGAGCAGCAUGUUGACAUUGGCCGAACGUGCAUGGUCGUGUCCAAGCGUGAUUGCAGUCAGCUGUGGUCAUUUCUUCGCCAGCAAGCCCACGCCAUCGCGAGGCAAGCCAGCGCCACCAGCUCACAGGUGCAUCCGCAACAACAGGUGCAGCCUGCUGGGGACGUGCACGCGUCGCCGUCGCCAGAGUGUUUGCGAAUGGGGCAGCACCUGCAGCUGCUGUUCAACCAGGGUGUCAUCACACGCAGUGUCUCAGACCUCCUCCUCUCCCUCAGACUCCAGCACUGGAACCCCACCAGGUUCCCCGUGAGCGCAUUAGCAUCGCCACGACUGCGCAUGCGACGCCGUGACAAUGCAUUACGCCUCACUAAGUCUGCUGCCACAACACCUCGACACCACCGCUCCCCUCGCAGCGCCACGCCCGUCAACCGCGCAGCCAGCAGCAAGCACAUCAGCGCAGCCGACAUCGCCUCCCCACCGGAGCUUGCACAUGACCACCACCACCAUGAUCACCACUAUCAUCACCACCAUCAUCAUCACCACUCCACGGCGAUUGGGCGGUUGUCGGAGGCGCUGCGUGCGCAUUUGUCGCGGAAAAGCGAACCUGCUCUCACUGUACGGCCCGCUCGCAGCAAGACUGAGCUGCACACCAGCAGCACCACGUCGCAGACCACCGCCCAAGACCUCGACCUCCCCACGCUGCUGGAUGUCGCAUGCCGUGCCAGUGGUGUCUCCACGUUCCUCGGGCACACGGCGACGGAUGUGCUGUUUGUGAACCCGCGCGUGCUUGGGCAUGCCGUGGGCGCACUGACGCACUUCCACGUGGACUGGAUCAAGCACGUGACGCGGGCGACGCUGCCAGCGCACCUCCGCAGUCGCACCAAGGCCAUCCGCGCAGGGCUUGAGCGCUACUGUGCGACUGGGGAGCUGCUCCCUGCCGACAUGACGGGCGCCUUCGUCGCGUACCGCCAGCACUGGCUGCAGGAGGUUGAUGCCAUUGAGCACCCAACACGCCGUCUGCAGCAGCUGCGCAUCACGCGUGACCACAUCCUGCACACGCUCGUCACACUCGAGGUCCAGCACAUUGUGCAGGCGCUGUUUGAGCUGCAGCUGUGCUGUCAUGUGCCCGGCAGUUCUGCCAACGCCACCAGCUCCUCGGGCGGUGUUGGGGGUGCGUCAACAUCAUUCACAUCGCCCACGGCGCCGCCACCGACCGGCCCGCUCUCCGCCGUCUCAUCCAUGUCGUCCAUGCUGCUUGGUGGCAGCCGCUGCAGCCAGGACGCAGGCGCGUCCAGUACCGAUCACACCAACAACAACGGCAGCAACAACAACAACGGCACUGAUGAUGGCAGGCGAGGUACUUCGGUGGAUGACGUGGGAAUGGCGAAAAGCACCAGCAGCAGAAACAGCAGCGGCAGUGUGGCGAUGACGGCGUCUGCCCUGGCGCUGAGCACAAGUACAGCAGCAAAGCGGGGCAGCGCGCCCACCGUGAGUGUUGGUGUUGGCGUGGACGGCAGGAGUGGCGGCAACUCCCCCUCCGAUGGCAAUUGCAGCCACUACACCAGCCGGACACAGCAGGCACCUUGCCUGCAAGCAGCGGACCACCAGCGAAACGUCAACACGCACACGAGCAAGGUGCCGAUUCUCUUUCUCCCGCGGCGCCCGAUAUCGCCCUCUGCUGCGGCGACGCAGGUGUUUGAGAAAGCCAUGGCGCCGCCACAGUCCUCCCGCGUUGGCGCAACCCUCGCUGCACAUUUUGGUGCAUUCAUGGACAAGAGCGACAAGACAACAACGACAGCAACUGCUGCAAGCAAGGAUGGCGACGCAGCAGCGAGCAGCGGCAACGCGAACAGCAGCGAUGGUGCGAGAGCGAGGGCUGGUAGCGGUGCUGGGCGCACACGAUUGAAACGGUCAAGCACGGGCGGCACGAGCGCGCACACAUGUCGUGCUGGCCGUGUUGUUCGCAUGAACCACAUGCCCACCUCGCUGCUCGCCAGCUUGGCCUGCAUGUGUUCCACGCGCUAUGCGAGCAUGCACGUGUGGGAGCGCGGGUUGCUGCUGUCUCCCGUGAGCGAACGCGGCAGCACGCGCUCCGUUGUUCUCGUCUCGUGUGCAUAUGACCCGGACACGUACCCGCACAUGCCGUUUGUCAUGUCCUUCCUCGCCGUGAACAACAACAAGGACAUGCUCGGCGCGACCAACGCGCUCGUGGCUGCGCAGCUGCCCGCCGUUGCGUCGCUUGAGCACCUGCUGGUGACCGAUUUUCCGGGCGUGAUCUGGACGGCGGAGGCAUGUUGCCCAAACUGCCUGCUGGAGGAGGAUUUGUCCUCUUUGGAGGUGGCCGCUGCGAGAGGGCUGCAUGCGCAGUUCCCGCUCAGCUCGCUCACCAACGUGGCGUACGUGGACUGCCCGGCAUGUGGUACGUCUGCUUCCACGCCACCGCUCCUGCUCAACUUUAUGGUGCUGGACGAGCACAGCCCUGCCCAGCGCUAUCGCCUGAAUGCCGUGCAGAACCUCAUUGCUGGUCUGGGGCGCAUCGUCGUGCAGCCGUACAAGGGCGUCAGCCAACACUCACCCGAUGGCGGCGAGGACGAAGACUGGCAAGUGCUUGAUGUGCCAAAGACAGCACCGUUACCGCUGAAAUCGCCCGUCAAUGCCAUCUUCGAUGGAGAGUUUCCGCCCGCCAGCAGCGAGGAGGCCGACAACGAUACGCACGCGUGAACAAACUAUGGCUGUUGCACCAACGUUGUGUGUGUGUGUGUGUGUAUGUGUGCGCCAGUGCCCUGUUUCCAGCGUAUUCACGCACUCGCGAGAUGUAGCUGUUGUCGUGUGUUGGACAUAGUGUCGUGGUGACACGAUAAAGGAACUAUGAAGCGA
This is a messenger RNA of Salpingoeca rosetta, 7065 nucleotides long. Its product is annotated as leucine-rich repeat containing protein. The record is from RefSeq and is a predicted model, not a curated record. The transcript is spliced from 9 exons. Lineage: Eukaryota; Choanoflagellata; Craspedida; Salpingoecidae. The coding region runs from base 1 to 6909 and encodes 2302 amino acids. Gene Ontology annotation, molecular function: metal ion binding; protein binding.